GGUUUCCCUCUUAUCUUGUGUAGUACAAAAUAGGCGGCAAUAGUAGUACCCGUGGUGAAAAUCUUCCGUCAAUGCGUCAGUCUCGUACGAACCACCUUUAGUAGAAGGUACUCGCACAUGUAAGUACUCCAUCGAGUACUAGAAAUCGGUAACUGAUAUAUUUGCUUACGAUCUAUUUGGUGUAUCGAUAACUUGCUAAUGUGAAACUGGAUUACAUUUUUUUUUUCUGUUUGAACUGAUUGGAAUGAAAAAGCAUUAAAUAUGAACGAAUCAACCAGUACUAACCCCACCAUAACAGAAAUCAUUCAAGAUGAAACCAACCAGGUGACCACAGUCGUGAUCUUUGUGAUAUUAUCAGUUUUAGUCAUAGUUCUAAUAUUUCUAAUGGCAAUUUUCAUCGAUUGUCGACAACAGAAAAUUCAAGAUGAAAAGUUGAAACAGAUGAGGAAAAGAGUGAAAAGAAAAGUAAAGAGGGUUAUACCAAGUCUACCAACCAUAGGAGAAUCAUCACAACGUGAAGAUGAGCAACAUAUUGUUGAAAAUAUGCAUACAGAACCAAUACCUUCCUCAUCUACCGCGUACAUACCUUAGAACAUCUCAGUAUCAUAUUAUUUAAUUCUUCGAAAAAUAAGUUAACAUAGAGAUACCAUUACCACAUCACUAUACCAACAAAGAAUUUAUAUAUAUGAAAAUAAUUAUGGCUACAUUGAAAUAAUUAAAAAAGCCUGACGGUUGAGUACUUAUAUAGACAAACCAUUUUCCAAAAGGACUCCUCUAAGUGAACUGAUUUCUCUGAGAUUUAAUUGUAUUAAGUGUCUAGGAAACACUACCCAAUAUGAUCUACUUAAUUUUCAAGUGAAAAUAAGGAACAAAGUUUAUUGAUCUAUGUUUUUAUUGUUAACUGUAAAUAUAUGUUUUAUAUUUUUUA
Sitophilus oryzae (rice weevil) is the source of this 928-nucleotide messenger RNA. RefSeq lists its product as uncharacterized. The coding region runs from base 262 to 591 and encodes 109 amino acids. The transcript is spliced from 3 exons. The record is from RefSeq and is a predicted model, not a curated record. Lineage: Eukaryota; Metazoa; Arthropoda; Insecta; Coleoptera; Curculionidae.